AUGAAAUUGCAAAAAGUGCACGAGUGGAAUAUCCAUUGGGUUAUAAUUUUUUGUUAUCUUUUUAGUUUAACUUUGUCCAUGGAAAUGGGAUCUCAUAAAAUAAAUAGCAACGAUAAUCAUGAACAUGACCACAUGAUUUUUACCAGGCCAGAUAUUCAGAAACCUGCAUCAAGAACUAUCCAUUGGCUAUUUACAUUAUUUUUCAUCUUUUUAAUCAAUUCUAUUAAUACUUGCCUUGCUUUUGCUAGUUGCUUAAAUUGGUCUCUUUUAUUACAAAUUAUAUCUACAAUUUAUAGUCUAUUUGACAUUACGUUUUUAAAUUUUAAAGAUAAUAAUAAUGUUGAAAAUAGAACUUCUAAAGGAACUGGUAUCUUUAUUUUUUUCACAUCAAUAAUUACUCUAAUUAUUGGUUUCAUAUGUUUCAUUAAAAAUAAACAAAACAAAGAAAGGGUCUCAAUAUCUUUCUCUCAGCCUUUUCUCAACAGAUUAAAUAUUCUCUAUUGUAGUCUGGUUUUUAUCAAUACAUUAACCGGAUUUAUUAAAGUAUGUUUAGCACCAAUUUCGCUUUUUGGAUUCUGUAAAAAUGAUAAAACUGGCCAAUGUUUAGCACAUGGAAUAAUGGGUUCAAGUUUCAUUCUCUAUGGUUUCAUAUACUCCAUGGUACUAAUAAUUCCCUGGAUGAAGAAACAAACCUCGUCUAAAUAUUGUCAAGAUUAUAUUGACAGUUGGAUUAUAUGUAUCUACGGAAUAGUAAAUACUUUUACCGAACACAGAUGGGGAAGGGAACCAUGGCAUAUACAUGAUUACCAACAUACUGCCAUGGGGAUCCUUUGGUGGACCGGGGGGAUCCUUGGUAUACUGUUGUCUAGAAAGGGGAAAAGAACUUUUGUUCCUGGGUUGAUUAUCAUGUUCACAGGAUGGUCAAUGACACAGCAUCACCAACAUUUAGAAAUCAGUACCAAUGUUCAUAAUAUGUUUGGAUUGAUUUUAAUUUUAGGUGGUGCCGUUAGAAUAAUUGAAAUAUCCAUUCUGCUUAAAGAUAAACCGUUGGUAGAUGAAAUUUUAUCAUUUCAAUAUUUAUCGCCAUUUUGUUUAGUUUGUGCUGGUUGUCUUUUCAUGGCUGCAAACCAGGAACAAUUAGAUUUAGUGCUAAGAUUAGGAGCAGAGCACAGUGCCUAUAUAAUGAUUAUAAUAUCAGGUGCUUUUUUACUAUAUUGUUGGAUGCUGUUCUGUUUAGAAUAUUAUGUUUAUUUAUAUUUAAAUACACAUAACAAAUCUGUCAGAAAAUAUGAUAGGAUGGAUCAUGAUUCAUCUGAUGUAGAAUCUCUAUUUGAACUGUCCAAUAUGUGA
Arxiozyma heterogenica is the source of this 1350-nucleotide messenger RNA. It is a transcript of the gene YTP1, whose product is annotated as Ytp1p. The coding region runs from base 1 to 1350 and encodes 449 amino acids. The transcript has a single exon. The record is from RefSeq and is a predicted model, not a curated record. NCBI's taxonomy places the organism in Eukaryota, Fungi, Ascomycota, Saccharomycetes, Saccharomycetales, Saccharomycetaceae.